Messenger RNA from Phaedon cochleariae (mustard beetle), 1149 nucleotides. Lineage: Eukaryota; Metazoa; Arthropoda; Insecta; Coleoptera; Chrysomelidae. The record is from the annotation of a GenBank genome assembly.
AUGAACACCUCAGGCUCCUCCUACGAGAGCCUGAUCAACAUCACCAACCCCGUCGACCCAUGGAUCAACUACACCGCCGAAUACCAAGAUGCCUGGGACAAAUGGACAGACCUCAUCCAAGACCGAGCGGUCGUAGUCACUCUCUUGCUCCUCUUUUCUUUGUGCACAGUAUUCGGCAAUAUGCUGGUCAUACUAGCUGUCAUCAGAGAGAGGUAUCUCCACACCCCCACGAAUUACUUCAUCACUUCUCUGGCUGUAGCUGAUUGCCUAGUGGGGCUCGUCGUCAUGCCUUUCAGUGCGCUGUACGAGGUCCUAGGCCACACCUGGUUCUUCGGCUCCGAUUGGUGUGACAUCUGGAGAAGCUUAGACGUCCUCUUCAGCACAGCUUCGAUCCUGAAUUUGUGCGUUAUAUCCCUCGACCGCUAUUGGGCCAUCACAGACCCCAUAGCAUACCCCAUGCGGAUGACGCGGGUGAGGUCCAUGUUCCUCAUAGCUGCAGUUUGGAUCUGCAGCAGUGCCAUCUCCUUUCCUGCCAUAGGCUGGUGGAGAGCAGUUAGAAACGCUCCUAUACCUGCUUUCCAAUGUCCAUUCACCGAACAUCUAGGCUACCUGAUCUUUUCUUCGACUAUCUCCUUUUACCUUCCGUUGUUCGUGAUGCUGUUCACUUACUUCAGGAUUUAUAGAGCUGCCGCAGCUCAGACCAGGUCCUUGAGGCUUGGCACCAAGCAGAUUCUCUUGGGUUCUGGGGAGCUGGAGCUGACUCUGAGGAUACACAGAGGGGGAACUUGCAAGGCGCCUGAGAGGCUUUAUUCCACGCAGGAAGAUGAGCCUCUGACAGCUCUGCAGAAUGACGGGUUGGCUCGAAUGGCUUCCAGUAGACUCAACUCGCAUAGCAAGAACUUUUCGCUCAGUAGGAAGUUGGCUAAGUUUGCGAAGGAAAAAAAGGCGGCUAAGACUUUGGGUAUCGUGAUGGGGGUUUUUGUGAUUUGUUGGUUGCCUUUUUUCGUGGUGAACCUGUUGUCGGGAUUCUGCUUGCAGUGUAUUAGUAACGAGAAGGUUGUGUUGGCUGUCGUAACUUGGUUGGGGUGGGUCAACUCUAGCAUGAAUCCUGUUAUCUAUGCUUGUUGGAGCAGGGAUUUUAGAAGGUGA